GCGUUCGGCCGGAGGCUCAGGGGUGGUCGCCGGCCUUCGCUGGACACCAUGACUCACCUGGAGGAGCCGGCUGGUGGGUUCCGGCGGCGAGACCUCCCGGGACACGGCCGCGGGCGGUGAGACCGGGUGAGAGAAGAGGUGCUUUCUGAAGAACGAACCCAUCAACUGAGCGAGCGAUUGAGUGAAGAUUGGACGUGUCCUUUACCCUGGACUCCACGGAGCCCCCAAGCUCGACGGGUGACAAUAUCGGACCUGCUCUCUAAAUCCUCUUGGGCUGCGGUUGCUGUGUGGGGAGCUUCGUGGGCCUCUGGAGAUGCUCUCGGCACUAGACAACGGGCAGGACCCCCUGGCAGCCAUCACGGUAAUCAAACGAACUCUGGUCAACUCGGUGAAAGCGCUGCAGAGGCAUUUUGUGGCCUCGGACACGGUGGUGACCAGUGAAGAUGGUGAUGCCAACACCCUGUGCUCGGCCCUGGAAGCCGUGUUUAUUCACGGGCUGAAAGCCAAGCACAUCAAGGCCGAGACUGGCGGGAAGAAGGCCGGCGGCCGGGGCCCCCUGCCAUGCCCGGUGUUCUGGCCGCUGCUGAAAGCCGUCACCCACAGGAACACGGUGGCGGACGUGGAGGGCCUGCCGUUCAUCACCAGUGAUGUGGGACGCUGUCGGGCCUGGGUGCGCCUGGCCCUGAACGAUGGGCUGGUGGGCUGCCACCUGCAGCUGCUGCUGCGCGAGCGGGCCUUGCUGGCCGAGCACUACCUGCGGACCGCCCUGCUGCUCGACCCCGAGGAGGCGGAAUUCCUCCUCAGUUUCCUGCAGGGGCUCACUUCCCUGACGUUUGACCUGUCCUACAAGUCUGCUGUCCUGAACGAGUGGACGCUGACGCCCCUGGCCCUGUCGGGACUCUGCCAAUUCUCGGAGCCUGAUCCGGGGAGCGGGGCCGGGCACGGGCCGGAGUCCUCUGACUCGGGCUCAGUGUCCUCGGGCUCGGACGAUGUCGAAGUGCAGCGCUGCGGGCUGCCCGGCGGCAGAGCCCGGUCCAAGCAGAAGCUCACGGCGUCCUCGCUCAGCCUGGACACCACCGGCUCCUCCCAGCUGUCCUGCAGCCCCAACUUGGCCAGCGGCCUCUCCCAGGACCGGACCACCAGAUCCACAGACCGUUCUGACGAAGCCAUGGCCUGCGACUGGGACACCGGCCCCGUGCCUGACCACGAUUCGGACCGCUCCCUGCAGGACCUCCUCAGGAGCAUUGGGCUGGUUGCAGAGGAACAGGGGCCUGGCAAUCAACCAAAGCAGAAGUCUGGUGUGUCCCUGGGGCUGCAGUCAGCGGAGUUGCCUUCGCAGGCUUGCGCCGCCCCUCCGCCCCGUCGUUCGCCUUCAGUUCCUCCCCAGGUCCUGACAGAAUUCAGCAAAGCCCAGGUGAAUGGCACGUCGGCCCAUGGGCCCAGCCCCCUGGUAGGGACUCCGCCGUUGCCCCAGGAGCCCCUGUUUCCCUGCACCCCUGGCACUACCGCACACCUACGCUUCGAUGGCCCCGCGGACCACACUGCUGACGCCACGGAAGGGAACCGGACUCCACCCCUCGUGGUCCCUGUGGAAGAGGAAGGAGUGGCCAGCCAGGAAGAGGACGAGGACAGCCGAGGAGCUGAGAGCACCCCACCCCCAGCGGCUUGUCCGAAGAGCAGGAGCUGGAUCUCAGAGGAGGACUUCUACCGUCCAACCCCAGCGCGUGGCCCAGACCCCGGCUCGGACUUCCACACGCUCUUCCCAGCGGCAGCGGCAAAGGUGGUUGAGUCAGCCCCGGUCCAACCUGCCCCCGGGAACCUCUCAAAGAGCAGCCACCCAGGAGCCGGCAAGCGAGCUGACCCGUCACCCCUCGAUGUGAGAGCCCUGCGGGAGAGGGGGAAUUUCCGUGUGAUUCACCGAAGGCAAAUAGGCCUCUCAAACCCAUUCCGUGGGCUCCUGAAACUGGGAACGCUGGAGCGCAGGGGCCCCAUGGGGCUGUGGAAGGAGCUGCACUGCGAGCUGUCUCCCACCGAGCUGCGCUUCUUCGCCAGCCACGAGGACCGAACCUGCGUGGACAGCUGCUCCCUCCUGCGCUGCGAGUCCCUGGGGCGCGUGCACCGCGACGGCCGCUUUGAGCUGGUCUUCGCUGGGAAGAAGCUGGCCCUGCGUGCUCCGUCCCGCGGGGAGGCCGAGGACUGGCUGGACCGGCUGCGGGAGGUCCUGCCCCAGAGCCGGACGCCGUCCGAGGACGAGUGGGAGACCCUGGAGGACCCGGACCCGCGGGUCUCCCCGCGUGCGGACUCGGCAUCGGACUGGACGUCCCCACUGGCCCCGGAGCCGGACGCCCUCAAGGAAGCGAUCGUGCGUGUGGCCGAGGGGGAGGCGUGGACCCCGCAGCUCCUGUCCCUGUCACCCGAGAUGCUGCGGUGCUUCCGGCUGUGCGGGGGCGGCCCCGGCAGCGGCCCCGCCGUCAAGGAGCUGAGCUGCAGCCACAGUGUGGGUGCGCUGCGGGACGUGCUGCCCGACCCCGGCCUCGGAGGCCCUGCCUGCUUCAGGAUCGUCACGCCCACGGCCACGCUCAAGGUGCGGGCCCAGAGCGCGCGCGAGGCCGCCCAUUGGAGGCAGCUGCUGCGCCACGCCCUGGCCUGCGCCCUGGAUGCCGCGGGGGCCGCAGAGGCGGCGGAGGGGCUCGGGCCGGACGGGCCGGAGACGGGGCAGUGGGCGGCCCGCAAGGGCGGCUUCCUGCCACAGGACCUGCUGGUCCUGCCCGUGGAGAAGGGCCUGGAUGCCCAAAACUUCAUCUGUGCAGGCUGUGCCCAGCCCAUCGGCUUCUCGUUUGUGAGACCCAAGCUCUGCGCCUUCUCCGGCCUCUAUUACUGUGACGCAUGCCACCGGGAUGAUGACUCCGUGAUCCCCGCCCGCGUCAUCCACAACUGGGAUCUCAGCCGGCGUGCCGUGUGUCGCCAGGCUCUGAGAUUCCUGGAACAGGUCCGCGACCAGCCACUCAUCAACCUGCAGCAGGUGAACGCCAGCCUGUACGAGCACGUGGAGCGCAUGGGUGGCAUCUGGAGGAGCCGAGAGCAACUGAAACUCCUCGGGGAAUACCUGACCCUCUGCCGCAGCGGGGCCGGCAAAGAACUCAGCCAGCGGGUCGGACACAGACAGUACCUGCUGGAGUCUCCCCACAGGUACAGCGUCGCUGACCUGCGCCAGAUCGCAGAUGGGGUGUUCGAAGGCUUCCUCCAGGCCGGGAUCCAGUUCGCCUCCCAUCACGUGUACCACUGCGACCUCUGCACCCAGCGGGGCUUCAUCUGCCAGAUCUGCAACCGCGAUGACAUCAUCUUCCCCUUUGAGCUGGACACCACCACCAGGUGCCAGGAAUGCCGAACUGUGUUUCAUCGCAGCUGCCAGGCUGGGGCACCGGACUGUCCCCGCUGUGCCCGCAGGAGGAAGUACCAGGAGCAGAGUCUCCAUGCCUAGCUCUGCUCCUGACUGGUCCCUGGCCAACUGGCCUGAGGCCCAGAGUCCAACCCAUCCCUGCCAUGUUCCUAGUGGGCAGGCUGGGGUCCUGAGCAGACAGGCUGGGGACCCGAGGACUCCCUGUCCUGCGGACUAGCAACCGGGCAAACAUGAUGCUGUCCCAGCUGGAUCCCUCUCCGCCUCCAUCAAUUCUCUCACCUGGAGCAGAGGGCACCGAGGGUGGCUGACUUGACAUGGGCCCCGUGGUGGCCCUGGGUUAGAGCUGAUUAAAGUUUUUUAGGAUUUUC
Tachyglossus aculeatus (Australian echidna) is the source of this 3768-nucleotide messenger RNA. RefSeq names its product pleckstrin homology and RUN domain containing M1 (gene PLEKHM1). The record is from RefSeq and is a predicted model, not a curated record. The coding region runs from base 314 to 3481 and encodes 1055 amino acids. NCBI's taxonomy places the organism in Eukaryota, Metazoa, Chordata, Mammalia, Monotremata, Tachyglossidae. The transcript has 14 exons.